GUGUCUAUGAAACGCUCUUGUCAAUCCUAAAAUGCGUCCAGGAAGAGAGGCUGUGGGAUCUUAGUCGACAGGCGAAUGAUCUGCCCGUCCGUCCGUCCGUCACGAGUUCAAAUCUCUUUUUUGUUCCUCACGAAAACGCCCCAUACUAAAGAGAGGAACUCUUCAAAUCCCCAGCUUCAAUGAAUGUCUCUUCUAUUCAUCUGCAGCAGAGCGAACCCUUGCCUCCCGCUCAGUUUGUCGAUAGUGUUGUCUCUAGCCUUUCAACCCAGAACUCCAGUCGUUGGGGCAACGAUCAACAACAAGAUACAGCUCCUGGGGAAGGGCCACCCUACGGAGUCUCUGCGCUGCCUGCAAACCAAGCAGCGAGUGUAAAGCCGCUGAUACUAGUUCUUCACUGUAUGUUCCCUAAUGAGCUCCUACUCGCCCUGGACAUCCUCGACCGAGGUUUGGUGAAACGAUUAUUAUCUCACGACAACCCCGCGUCCGCCGGGGAAUUUACCUCCGAGGAACCGGAGGACAUAUUUCUGGUGCGUUCGGCCUCGAUGUUGGCCUCGCAAUCUUCAACCCGGUAUCUCCCUUCUCAAGCAGACCCCGGAACAAGAGGGUACGAAGUUCGUCUGCAAGCCUGGGGCUGCACAUGUCCUACGUUUACCUUGGUCGCAUUUCGUGGGCCGAGAGUGGCAUCUUCAUCCAUGCCUGACAUUAGCUUCACAUCUACUGCUGAUGUUCCUGCUCUCCAAUCAUCACCAGGCCGGGACUCUGCAGUGCCCCAUAGCCCUUACCCAUUCGGGGGAACGCUGACACGCGGAUCGGCCCAGUCUUCACCCCCUGUUUGCAAGCAUCUUCUUGCAAGUUGGCUGGCUAUUCGCUGCCCAGACCUAUUGGGUAAAGGGAAUGAGAGAUUUGUCUGUGUCAGUGCCGAAGAGUUGGCGGGUUGGUGUGCGGGUUGGGGCGGAUAAACUCAUGUUGUACCCGACCGCAGUUGGCAUGGCAGCAUUGCUCAACAUUUCAGAAGCAUUGACCAUGUGACUGCUUCACUACAAAAACAACGCAUAUGACUUUGGCAGUCUACGGAGCAAAUAGAUAUCCAGCA
Molecule: messenger RNA, 1093 nt
Organism: Aspergillus homomorphus CBS 101889
Lineage: Eukaryota; Fungi; Ascomycota; Eurotiomycetes; Eurotiales; Aspergillaceae
Exons: 1
Coding region: 180-959 (259 amino acids)
Source: RefSeq, a predicted model, not a curated record